Molecule: messenger RNA, 1494 nt
Organism: Pteronotus mesoamericanus
Lineage: Eukaryota; Metazoa; Chordata; Mammalia; Chiroptera; Mormoopidae
Gene: TCTE1
Product: t-complex-associated-testis-expressed 1
Exons: 4
Coding region: 1-1494 (497 amino acids)
Biological process (GO): microtubule-based movement
Molecular function (GO): protein binding
Source: RefSeq, a predicted model, not a curated record
AUGCAGAAAAUCCUAACACCAACAACCUCAGCUUGCAACCAGUCCACCCAGGACCGGUGCACGACUGCAGGCCAAGCUUUUAGCUCAGGCUCAAGGACCUCGAAGUCCUCAGCCAUCCCACCCCCCGUGAAGUCCAGGGGCCCGAAUUCUGGGGCCAAUGCGCAUCAGAUGCGCAGGAUCAUCGCCGAGGAUGCUGAGUGGUCGCUGGCCACCGUGCCCCUGCUCACAGAGCUCUGCAUUCAGCACAUUGUCAAGAAUUUCCAGAACAACCCUGUCCUGAAGCAGCUGCUCCCAGGACACCAGCAGAAGGUCCUGAACCACCUGUCCCCUGACCUACCACUGGCCGUGACUGCCAACCUGAUCGAUGAUGAGAGCUACUGGCACCGCUGCUGCAUGCAGCGCUGGCCCGUGUGCCACUUGGACUGCCACGGCGGCAGCUGGAAACGCAUGUUCUUUGAGCGGCACCUGGAGAAUCUGAUAAAGCAUUUCAUCCCAGGCACCACGGACCCCGCCGUGAUCCUCAACCUACUGCCGCUCUGCAGACACUAUGUGCGUAGGGUCCGGGUGGAUCAGUUCCUUCCACCAGUGCAGCUACCACCUCCGCCACACAAUGGGGACCAAUCUGACUCCGGCAGCGAGGGAGAGAUGGAGGAGCCCACCAUGGACCACUACCAACUGGGUGACCUGGUGGCUGGCCUGAGCCAGCUGGAGGAGCUGGACCUGGUGUAUGGUGUCAAGGACUGUGGCAUGAACUUCGAGUGGAACCUCUUUCUCUUCACCUACCGUGACUGCCACUCCUUGGCGGCUACCAUCAAGGCAUGCCGCACCCUCAAGAUCUUUAGGCUGACCCGGAGCAAGGUGGGUGAUGACAAGGCACGCACCCUAAUUCGCAGCCUGCUGGACCACCCAGCCCUCGAGGAGCUGGACCUGUCACACAACCUCAUUGGGGACCGUGGUGCACGUGCUGCCGCCAAGCUGCUGAGCCACAGCCGCCUGCGUGUGCUCAACCUGGCCAACAACCAGGUGCGUGCGCCCGGUGCCCAGUCGCUGGCUCACGCUCUGGCACACAACACCAGCCUCCUUUCUCUCAACCUGCGCCUCAACUGCAUUGAGGAUGAGGGCGGCCAGGCACUUGCCCAUGCCUUGCAGACCAACAAGUGCCUCACCACCCUGCACCUUGGCGGCAACGAACUUUCUGAGCCUACAGCCACACUCAUCUCCCAGGUGCUCUCUGUCAACACCACGCUCACCAGCAUCAACCUGUCCUGCAACCACAUAGGACCGGAUGGUGGGAAGCAGCUCCUGGAAGGCAUGUCAGACAACAGAACCCUACUGGAGUUUGACCUGCGCCUGUCCAAUGUAGCCCAGGAGAGUGAGUACCUCAUUGGCCAGGCCCUCUGUGCCAACCGUGAAGAAGCCCGCCAGCGGGUCCUGAAUCCCGGCCACUUCCUGUCGCCACUCACUGAGAAGGGCUCUGAGAACCCUGCAGGAUAA